Molecule: messenger RNA, 2228 nt
Organism: Amphibalanus amphitrite
Lineage: Eukaryota; Metazoa; Arthropoda; Thecostraca; Balanomorpha; Balanidae
Product: protein hu-li tai shao-like
Exons: 6
Coding region: 1-852 (283 amino acids)
Cellular component (GO): cytoskeleton; plasma membrane; postsynaptic density
Molecular function (GO): actin filament binding
Source: RefSeq, a predicted model, not a curated record
AUGGGGUGCUGGGUGGUGGCCCCCUCGCCGGCCUCCGGUAGCACACCAGUCAAGGUGGACUCUGCUCUCCAGUUUGUGCCGAAAAACACCAGUCCCAAGGAGUUCAGACAACUGCAGAAACAGAUCAAGGAGAACCGCCGGGCGGGCGAGGUCAGCGCCGGACCGCAGUCCCACCUCCUGGAGGGCGCGACCGGGUCAGAGGUCAGCCAGCGGCAGGACGACGCCCGGUCACACGCCGGCGACCAGGUGGUGCUGGUCGGAGCCGCCUCCAGAGGGAUCAUCCAGCGUAGCCACCAGCACCACGCCGCCGUGUACCAGGCGCCGUACGCCGCCAAUCCCUUCGACGGGGUCACAGACGAAGAACUGGAGGAGUACCGCCAGACGGUGGAGCGGAAGAGUCGGGAACAGAGCGCCGAAGCUGAGACAGCCUCGCAGUCUGCAUCUGAUCUGAAUCGCCGACCGACCGAUCACUGCCACCCGGCACAGCUCCUUGAGCCGCAGCCCGGGCCCGCUGAGCCGCCACAGCCGCAACAGUUUGAGCCGCCGCCUCAGCAGCAGUUUGAGCCGCCGCACCCGCAGCAGUUUGAGCCGCAGCCUCAGCAGCAGUUUGAGCCGCAGCCUCAGCAGCAGUUUGAGCCGCGUCCGGUGCGCCAGCGGGGCCCGGAACACGCCGAGCGAGUGCUGCUCACCAGUGACGGAGAGGAGGCGGAGCUGAGCAGCGGCUCGGCGCCACCAGUGCCGCCCCCGAGGAGCUCCCGCGGCCACCGCGGCUCGGACCGGCGCGGCCCACGCACCAUGCCGGCCCCUCUGUCGGCCACUGGCAAACGAGGAGUUCGCGUGUCCGCCCUCUGAUGGCGCCCCAGUCGCGGCAGACCGGUAAUAUCAGCUGGCAGACCUCCAGCCGUGCCAUGAGACAGUCGAGCAGUGCACUAAGUGGUGUUAGAGUGAGUGUGCGAGGGUCGAGGAUGCAGGUUUUAGGUGUUGGUUGAAUAUCGAGUGGUGAAAUUGAAAUCUACACAGCUGAGAGUCAUUUUCGCAGUCCGUAUUUCGAAAAGUUGCAUUGCAAAAUGUGAGGCUUGGCCGAUAUCAAUAUAGACCACAAGGACGUGCCAAGGAGUGCAAUGUUAUUUGCUAGUUAUUCAUCAGUUCAUAGUUGACUUCCUUGGUUUCACGGAAAUUUCCAUUACUUUGCUUGUCUGGUGUGAGCGGUCGUUAUAAGUCAAGCGUGCUAACUUUUUUAUUUUGUCCUAAUGGAUAAAUGGGUGGCUAAUUAGCUAUGGGCCCAGGUGCCCCCUAAGCAGUGCUUGUUGCGAAUGACACCACGAACCCACCACCCCACCUUAUGGCCUGCUGUUAAGAUUAAAUUAUCGGCGAAAAUGAAUAAUUGUAGCUAGAAUUUCAAUCCCUUUAUCUGCGGCUAUGGUGCUCAUUAUUGACGAAAAACCCUACGUUUCCCUGCCACGCUGAUCGGUUAAACCGUAAUUCACUCACGGGCAUUGCCAACAGUUCCAUAGGCGUAUAUUCAUUAGCCAACAACAAAUAAAUAUUCGAAAUGUAACAGGCUGACCUUUUCCGUAAUCGAUCGAUACGUUUCAGCAUUUCGUACCAAACAGUGCCAAACUUGACGUAUUGAAACGACCAGUGCCAUUUUAAUUGCAUUCUUAGUGCCAUUGGUGCAAUAACGCAACGUUUAGCCUUAGUUCAUGCCAUAUAGUUAUGUAACUAUAACGCUAUACGUUUGCGCAGUACUGUUAAUCAGGUAGCACUGUUUUGCUUUCCGUCCUGACUUCCCUCCUUGCGCUUUUCAAGUUUGCGGAAUUCUCAAUAAUAAUUCAUGCUCCUGAAAAUUGGGCACCGUAGCCGGCAUUUAAAAUUGUGUUACUUUUGAGACCACUUCCUUCUCUCCUACCUCCGGAUUUUUCUUUCCAAACUUAUUUUGUUGCUAGUGUAGUGUGCUUGGUAGAGUGUGUUAGCCGAGGGUGUGGUUGCAUGCUGAGUUAUAGUCGAAGUGUGGCCACAUGAGUCCCUAAUCCUAUGUGGGCACCGGCACAGCUGUGCGGUUUAUGUCCGUAAACCUCUGCUGUGAGCGAGAUGCCUGCUAACAGAGAGCCCCACUGGCACUACCAGUGUCUAGUACGGCUGACUAGAUCUGAUUAUGCGGUGCUGGUUAGGUUAGAGUCCCCUCUUGCCGCCAUUAGAGGAGUGUAAAUAUACGCGUCACCGUCCAA